Molecule: messenger RNA, 1032 nt
Organism: Orycteropus afer afer
Lineage: Eukaryota; Metazoa; Chordata; Mammalia; Tubulidentata; Orycteropodidae
Product: trace amine-associated receptor 3
Exons: 1
Coding region: 1-1032 (343 amino acids)
Biological process (GO): G protein-coupled receptor signaling pathway
Cellular component (GO): membrane
Molecular function (GO): trace-amine receptor activity
Source: RefSeq, a predicted model, not a curated record
AUGGAUCUUACUUAUAUUCCUGAAGACUUACUCAGUUGUCCAAAAUUUGGAAAUAAAUCCUGUCCUCCCACCAACCGCCCUUUUCAUGUCCGGGUGGUAAUGUAUUUGGUUAUGACUGCAGCCAUGGUUAUCACAAUCAUUGGGAACUUAGUUAUAAUAAUUUCCAUAUCUCAUUUCAAACAGCUUCACUCUCCCACAAAUUUUCUGAUCCUCUCCAUGGCAACCACGGACUUUCUGCUGGGUUUUGUCAUCAUGCCGUACAGCAUGGUGCGAUCAGUGGAGAGCUGUUGGUAUUUUGGAGAUGGCUUUUGUAAAUUCCAUGCAAGCUUUGACAUGAUGCUAAGCCUGACCUCCAUUUUCCAUCUCUGUUCCAUUGCUAUUGACCGAUUUUAUGCUGUUUGUUACCCUUUACACUACACGACCAUGAUGACCAUCUCCACGAUAAAGCGACUGCUGGCAUUUUGCUGGUCGGCCCCUGCUUUGUUUUCCUUCAGUUUAGUUCUCUCUGAGGCCAACGUUUCUGGUAUGCAGAGUUAUGAGAUUCUUGUUGCUUGCUUCAAAUUCUGUGCACUUACUUUCAACAAAUUUUGGGGGACAAUAUUGUUCACUACAUGCUUCUUUACUCCUGGCUCUAUCAUGGUUGGUAUUUAUGGCAAAAUCUUUCUUGUUUGCAGACAACACACUCGGGUCCUCAGCAACAUGCCCGAAAACACAAAGGGAGAAGCAAGAAAAAACCUAUCUAAGAAAAAGGACAGGAAAGCAGCUAAGACCCUGGGUAUAGUCAUGGGAGUAUUUCUAGCUUGCUGGUUGCCUUGCUUUCUUGCUGUUUUGAUUGAUCCAUAUUUAGGCUACUCCACUCCCAUAGUCAUACUUGACCUUCUAGUGUGGCUUGGUUACUUCAACUCCACUUUCAACCCCCUCAUUCAUGGCUUUUUUUACCCAUGGUUUCGGAAAGCUCUUAAGCACAUAGUGUCAGGAAAAAUAUUCAGCUCUUACUCAGAAACUGCAAAUCUGUUUCCUGAAGUACAUUAA